This is a messenger RNA of Pomacea canaliculata, 2686 nucleotides long. Its product is annotated as DNA fragmentation factor subunit beta-like. Gene Ontology annotation, cellular component: cytoplasm; nucleus. Gene Ontology annotation, biological process: apoptotic DNA fragmentation; apoptotic process. Gene Ontology annotation, molecular function: DNA endonuclease activity. NCBI's taxonomy places the organism in Eukaryota, Metazoa, Mollusca, Gastropoda, Architaenioglossa, Ampullariidae. Bases 167 to 1186 code for a protein of 339 amino acids. The transcript is spliced from 6 exons. The record is from RefSeq and is a predicted model, not a curated record.
CGACGUAGACAAAUACAUGUGAGGUUUGCUUUAGCCACUUGUCGGAGUGAAGCGACCAUCCCCAUACGGCUCACUUUGGGUUUCAUUGUUGAUCACGCAUCAUACGGCGGUUUCUAAUCGAUCUGUUGCGAAACCUGCAUGAAAUAAAAUCUGUCAGAAAGUGGCAAUGUGGAAUACGUUCUUGUCGUUGUUUAAUGGUGGAGUGAGAGCAUACAAAGUCCAGAGUGCAGACCGUGGAACGAGAGUUGGGGUAACAGCGAGGUCGCUAGAAGAUCUGGUGCGAAAAGGCCGCGAGAAACUAAAGAUUGCAGACAAUGAGACUGUCACUGUGGUGAUUGAAGAUGAUGGAACUGAGGUGGACAACGAAGGAUUUUUUAAGAAUCUACCACAACAGACUGUUUUUGUCUUUUUGCGCAAAGGAGAGCGAUGGAAAGGAGUAGGUGACCUAGUGUAUGAUGUUCUGAGUAAAUUUCAUGACAACAAACGCCGAGCUGAGCUGGCCAGUGAAAUUCGUGAAAUGCUGACAGACGAGUCUGCCCCUGAGAAGGUUAGCUUGAUGUCCCAGUAUCUGGACAUGCUUGAGACCCACGUGGAAGCAGAGCAACGAUAUGAGCAUGAAGACUGGUUUGAUGGUUUGAACAAGAAAUACAAAACAAAGAGCGAUGUGAUGCGAAAUUCAGCCCAGCAGAGGAUCCGCAGUUAUUUUGUGACGGCUAAAGAACAGAUUCAGCGGGAGCGAGAUGAGAAGUCACGUGCUGAUCUUUUGGAGAUGAUGGAUGAGAUUUAUGUCAUCCUCAAAUCAAAUGACUUUCAUGCCUCAUAUUUUGAUCGUACAGCUAAGCCACAACAACGGAUGUGUGACAAGGAAGGUUGGUUUCGAUGUCGAGGUGCCUUUGAUGUGGAGUGCUGUCUGCGGUUGCACACCAUCAACCCUUAUGCCUCACGUGGAUAUCGCCUUCUUUUUGGCCUUUGGAACUUAGAUCACAUUGUAGAGAAAUCACGAGAGGUUAUGCCUACGCUCCUGGAAGCAGCACGCACAAAGAGACUUGGCUCAAAGCUGAACUGGCAUGAAGUCUAUCGCCUUCUGUUCACUCAAGACAACUUAAGGCUUGUACAUGUAGCAUGUCACAAGAAAGCUGCUCGCCUGGAGAAGACAUGUCAUGUGACUGACUUUAUAGUGCACUGACACCUGGACCACCUGGACAUCUGUCGCUGGCAGACAGUAUGACAUGGAAAGCAGCCGCUUUCUCUGUGUAGUAGCACCUGUAAAAAGGACCAACAGAUCUCUGAAGGCUCAGACAUCCAAAGAUAUCUACCUCAACAUACCCUGCUGACAUACCAUUAUCUGUGUAAAACAGCUUAUGUCUUGCUAGGUGUCCAAAUAUGAGUUCAUAUGACCAGGUCAGCCAUCAGUUACAAUGUUUGCAUGAGUCAACACAAAACCGUUUUUGGAAGCUCCAUAAUGUUGAAUUGAGGCUGACAUAGCACAACAGUUGGAUUAAAGGUGUUGCUUGCCGAAAAUGUUGGUAGCACCAUCUUGUGUGUGGAUGGUUUCCACAAUUCCAAUGACUUAUUUCAAGAAAACUGGGAUUUGGAAGCAAAAAGUAUAAAUUCUUAUAUUAUCUGUAUAUGUAGUUAAUAUAUGUAUAGUUUUACUAACAACUUAUACUAUUGUUUAUUUAAGAAUUUUAAUUGUAUGACACGUACAUGAAUUUUGACAGAAAAUUGUUUUUAUAUAUCUCGGUGUAUAUAUAUAUCGGUACUUACAUUUACAAACAAGAGAAACUGGAUGAUGUUGCAUUUAUAGGUGUACUUCCGUUUGCAAAGUACGAAAACUGCAUGGUGCUGUGUAUGCCAUGUAUGUUGCCAUGUAGAGACAAUGAAUCCUGUAUAUCAUGUUAAAAACAAAACAGAGCAUGUGGUGUGUAACUGUUCGACAAACCAGGUAACGUAUCACGACACUGGAAAGUAAAGAGGACAGCUUUAAAGGAUUCCAGAAAAAAAGAAUCAUGCAGCAUAUCAUGACUAAGAACAGAAACAGGCAGCACGUUAUGUCAUAGACGUCUUGUAAGGAUUGAGAGACACUGCAAUAUCCCCUUCUUGUGUCACUUCUUUUCAGUCAGCAGUUGAAACGGCCUAAAGAUCAUCCGCCUUUUGGAAUCAACAGAGCGAAAAUCUGUGUUCUGGGUUUUAGGCCAGGUUGGCAUCCAAGAAAAGUAUGGUGCACCUGCCAAAUGUGUUCUUAGCUUCUGCUGCUGCAACUGCCACAUUCCGUCCAGCAGCGCAACGCCAUUUAUCGGACUCUAUUACUUGUGGUUAGCAGUAUCACGGUUGCACCUUGACGACCAAAAGCCAUCUUCUCGUCUUUCCACAGCCGUCACCGUCUCAGUGUCCAACUCGAUACCAUUCCAUCCUCACACUCUAAUGACACAACUGUUAAACGGAGGACACUGCAAGUCGUGCAUAAGAAAAGUCUUUCUAUCCUGCCAUAGUUUUUAUUGAAUAUUUACAGCUGUUCCUAUAGCAUCUCCUGUUUACACUACACAUCUCAGCACGUACGAGUGUGUGUGCGUGUGCGCGUUUAGUCGGCGGGACUUGAGUUGCUGUUACAUAUACUUGUAUAAGAGCUUUAUCAUACAUCCUGUGUUUUCGUCUUGCAAACGAAUAAUAUGAAUUUUUUAGAUGA